AUGACUGCAAUUUACAUCAGUGGAGGUGUGUCUGGAGGUCAUCUCAGUCCUGCAAUCACCAUCAUGUUCUACAUCUUCCGUGGCUUCCCGAAAAAGAAGAUACUUGUGUACAUCUUCGCCCAAUUGCUUGGAGCAUACAUCGGUUCACUCGUCGCGUAUGGCGUAUACCGAAAUUGUAUACUCAAUUACCUGGGCUCUAAGCCGGACCAGAUGACACAGGUCUACAACUCAUUUGUCACGAACCGCAUAGAAGGCGUGGCGGAUGCUGCCUCGGGCUUUCUGACAGAGUUUGUUGCUACAGCAUUCAUGAGUAUUGCUGUACUGGCUUCUGGUGACGACAGCAACGCACCUCCUGGAGCGGGAAUGAAUGCGUUCAUUCUGGGUCUCGUCGUCAGUAUCUUGACUAUGGCUUUCUCGGCCAGUACGGGCGCCGCGAUCAAUCCUGCUCGCGAUAUGGGACCUCGCCUAGCGUUGAUUACAGUUGGCUUCGAUAGACAUGAACUGUUUGGAGACGGCUGGUGGGUGUAUGGUGCUUGGUGUGCUCCGAUCACCGGUGCCAUUGUCGGCGCAAUACUCUACGAUGCUGCAAUCUUUGUAGGAGGUGAAUCGCCUGUCAACUAUCCUUCACAAAGCGUCAAACGAGCUGGGAGGAAGGCCAAGGCGAGGUGGAGGCAUAGGUUCACACGCAAGGGGAGAUAG
Messenger RNA from Aureobasidium namibiae CBS 147.97, 699 nucleotides. Its product is annotated as aquaporin-like protein. The transcript has a single exon. NCBI's taxonomy places the organism in Eukaryota, Fungi, Ascomycota, Dothideomycetes, Dothideales, Saccotheciaceae. Gene Ontology annotation, cellular component: plasma membrane. Gene Ontology annotation, molecular function: water channel activity; glycerol channel activity. The record is from RefSeq and is a predicted model, not a curated record. The coding region runs from base 1 to 699 and encodes 232 amino acids. Gene Ontology annotation, biological process: water transport; glycerol transmembrane transport.